Molecule: messenger RNA, 1849 nt
Organism: Clunio marinus
Lineage: Eukaryota; Metazoa; Arthropoda; Insecta; Diptera; Chironomidae
Source: the annotation of a GenBank genome assembly
AGAAACGCUAUUGAAGAAGUCACCGCAUCAAAAGAAUAUUAAACAAGAUUUAUAAUAUUUAAGAAAUUCUAGUUUAUUACAUAGAAUUAAUUUCAUUAUGUCGUCAUCAGUUCCAUCGCCUGAGACUGACAAAAGUCGUAAAUAUGAUCGUCAAAUUCGCUUAUGGGGUGAUCAUGGUCAAAGCUUACUUGAAAACUCUCAGAUCUGUUUAGUCAACGCAAAUGCUUUAGGCACUGAGAUCUUAAAAGGAUUAGUUUUACCUGGAAUUGGCAGUUUUACUAUCAUUGAUCAUAAUCUUGUAACUGACGAAGAUAUUGGAUGUAAUUUCUUUCUUGAGCCUUCAUCAUUAGGGCAGUCACGUGCCAAACAUUGCACAAAAUUUCUUCAAGAACUCAAUCCUGAUGUAAACGGCGAAAGCAUUGAUGAUAAUAUCGACACAAUUAUUGCUAAUAAUCCAGAGUUUUUUAAAAAUUUCUCUGUGGUUGUUUCUUGUGGAUUGAAUGAAAAGUCGUUGAUUAAACUAUCAAAUCUCUUAUGGGAACUGAACAUUCCAUUCAUGUCUUGCCAAUCUGUCGGAUUUCUUGGCUCAGCACGAAUCCAAAUGAAAGAACAUUGCGUCAUUGAAACACAUCCAGAUAAUAAACAUCAAGAUUUACGACUAGAAGAAGCAUUUCAAACGCUCGAAGAACAUGUGUCUAAUAUAAAGUUGGGACCAAAAGUUCCAUGGUUAAUUAUUUUGUAUAAAAAUCUUGAAGUAUAUAGAAAAAAACAUGACAGAAAGAUUCCAAAUACAUAUAAAGAAAAAUCAGAGCUUCGUGAUAUUAUCAGAUCAAGUAUGACAGCUGAUGAAGAAAACUUUGAAGAGGCAAUUAGAUCUGUUAACAGCAGUUUUGGUGGUGGAAAAGUAAAUUCUGAAGUGCAGAAAAUUUUAAAUGAUAGUUGCUGCAUAAAUCUAAAUAAAAAUAGUUCUCCAUUUUGGAUCAUGGCAAGAGGACUUAAAGAUUUUAUAGAGAAAGAUGGCAAAGGAUAUUUACCAUUGCCAGGAACGAUUCCUGAUAUGACUGCUGACACAUCUCUUUACAUAAAUCUUCAGAAUAUUUAUCGCGCGAAGGCAAUCCAAGAUGCUGAUGCAGUAUUUCGUCGAGUUCAACAAUUAUUGAAAGAGCUUAACAAGUCAAGUGAUUGGAUUUCUGAAAAGGACGUUCGACUGUUUUGCCGUGAGGCUGCAUAUAUCUCUGUAACUCGAGGAUCAAAGAUCUCUGAUGAAUAUGAGAAAGGUUCAAAAACUUCAAUGAUUUCUGAUGAACUUGAAAAUCCUGAUUCAUUGAUUAGUCAUUAUGUGGUAUUGCGUGCGAUGGAACGUUUUCAGACUGAGCAUGGUUAUAUUCCUGGAGAAGUUAAUGUUGAAACUGAUCCAGCUCGAAUUAAAAGUCUAGCCACUCGGCUGGUGAAUGAUUGGGGAAUAAGUUCCCAGCUUAACGACGACCUUUUUCACGAAAUAUGUCGAUACGGAGGAGCUGAAAUUCAUUCUAUUUCAUCGUUUCUAGGAGGAUGUUGUGCUCACGAAAUAAUAAAACUUGUAACUCGCCAAUACAAACCUUUCGACAAUACAAUUAUUUAUGAUGGAAUCAAGUCUCAAAGUGAGACCUUUAAGUUUUAAACUUUUUUGCUUUCCUUUUAAUAUUUUUUUGUUUUCAUGGAGUAUAAUUCUGAUUUUUUUGAAAAAUGAAUAAAUAUCUAUGUUCAGAUGCUGAAAAAUAUUUCACCUCUCUAGUGUAUUACCCAAAAAUUAUUUUUUUACCUUAAUUACAGGUAACUAGAAUUAAAAUAUGUUCUUUACUUAUUUCCG